UUGGACAUGGGCAAUGACCGUAACCCCUGAACGACAGGAAUGGGCUUAUUCUGGGAAGCAGGACGUCGUGUGCAAACUUGGGGUUGAACGAAGGGGUAUAAAACCUGGACUGGGCGGUCCGAAAACAUUCGGGAGCAGAGGUCAUCUUCACGGUUCUCGCUGUCCGAACUGCAAGCAUACAUCCACCUUGAUUGCCUGGUUGAAUGGACCUCGACUUCGGUGCCCCGACUUUUGUCCCAUCCAGUUAUCGCUCGAAGCAUCAAGUGAUUCAGUACCGAAGCAAACGAUGGCCAAAUGCAGUGUUAGAGUUUGCAUUCAAAUCUACAAACAAGAAGGACCCCAGUAUCCAGUACUACAGAUGCACGAGCUGUUAUCGCCUGAGCAGGUUGGCGAGGGGAACCAACGAAACCUCGUCUGUUGCCCACGUCACGCUGCAAAACGGCGUCAUGAGGACAGACCCGGAUCAUCCAUCGACACCGCACAGCUGUGACCCCGCCGAGGAUGCAGAGGCGGCCACAGUCCUUUCCAGGCGUUACAUGUAUGAAGUCCGAACAGACGUACGGACCAGCAGAAAGAGACCUCGGCAGGCAUUCGACGAAGCAGUGUCUGCUGUACAGGUCAGGUUUCAAGAUGACGACGCGAGUCUUCAAAAUGACAUCAAACGCCAGAUGAGCACCAGCUACGGUUUUGCCUCCAAAAGACGUGCGUUGUCGCGCAAUCGACACGCAAACAUUCCGAAGGGAAACUCCAUUGACGCCAUACUUCCGGAGCUGCGAAUUACGAAGGAUGGCCAGCAAUUUCUUCAACUGGAAGACAAGACUGAAGGGAGGAGACUGCUCGUAUUUUACGCCGAGAAGGACCUGGACGCCUUCGCAAACACGGAGUACAUCCUGGGGGAUGGCAACUUCAAGUAUAAUCCAUCCGAAUUUCACAGCCCUGGACAGCUGUACAGAAUACAUUGUACGCAUUGA
Ornithodoros turicata is the source of this 971-nucleotide messenger RNA. RefSeq lists its product as uncharacterized. The record is from RefSeq and is a predicted model, not a curated record. NCBI's taxonomy places the organism in Eukaryota, Metazoa, Arthropoda, Arachnida, Ixodida, Argasidae. The transcript is spliced from 3 exons. Bases 204 to 971 code for a protein of 255 amino acids.